AUGUCGUCGUUGAUCAAUCAAAGUGGAAAAAGUAGAAAGAAAAGCGAGAGGAUAUUACUAAAGACGGCAUUCAUCAAAUUCACUAAUGAAGAAUCCAAUCCAUUACUUAUUGAUAUUGAAGAUGAAGACAAUGAAGGAAACGAACUAGUACAACCUCAGAUUAGGAGACAAGGACAGAAGAAGUGUUCAACACCUAAGAAGAAAACUAAAAAACAAACUGGUGGUGUGGGGGAACGUGUUAAUCGCACACCAGCUCAUUCAAUGCGAAGGGAUCUUAAAGUUGUAGUUUUGAGCUCAGAUUCAAGUUUGAUUGAAAGUUAUGACUUGACAGAAGACAGUGGACUAAAUAGGGAAAAUGAAUUGAGAACAAAAAGACGUUUUGAUAGAUGUAAAACAAAAGGUGAUGAAGUUGUUGUUAUAAACUCAUUUUCAGGAAAAGAUAAUGUUACUGUCAAGAACCUUGACGAAGAUGAACAGUCUGAUUUUGAAGCUGACAAAAUUGUGGUAACAAGGAAAAAGAGAAGGCAUCAUACUUCAUUCAAAGAUGAUGACAAAGAAAAUGUGAAGAAAUUUAAAAGACAAAGGAAUAAAGAAGGAAAUGUAUUGAAGCCAAGAAAACUGCCUAAAGUUGUAGCAAGUGGUGCAGAAGAAGCUAGGCGAAUACAAGUACGGACAUCUCCAAAUAUUUUGUACAGUUGUAUGCAUAACCUUAGCAAGGGAAAGGAAGCUUAUAUUUCUUCUAUUGGUCUGGGGCAUUUGUUGAAUAUGAAAGUGGAUGGGUGUGCAUCAAUUAUGGGGCAUUAUAUUGUCAGGAAUUUUAACGCAGAUAGGAUGGUACUCAAACUUCAUCAUGGAGAGAUACAAAUCAAUCGGCAAGUUAUUCACGAAAUGUUGGGUCUGCCUCUGGGACAUGUUACAAUAAAGUCCAUGCCUUAUAGAGAAGUCACAGACGACACAAUAACUAUUUGGAGAAAACAAUUCGAAGAUGAAGAUAAUAUUAGACCAAGGGCAGUUCAACAAGUUAUUAUGCAAUCAACAUGUGCAGAUUUAAUGUUUAAAGUAAACAUCUUUGUCCUGUUGUGUAAUACACUAGGUCAGUCGAUGAGCAUGGGCACAUGUGACCUGUUGAUGUUAUCAAAAGUGACGAAAGACAUGGAUCUAAGUGACAUUGAUUGGUGUGGAUAUGUUUUUGAUUGCCUUAAGGAGACAAAAAGUGCAUGGAAUCCAAACAGCAAAAAAGGAUUCUAUGUUGGGCCAAUUAUAUUACUGCUGGUAUGA
Molecule: messenger RNA, 1278 nt
Organism: Lactuca saligna
Lineage: Eukaryota; Viridiplantae; Streptophyta; Magnoliopsida; Asterales; Asteraceae
Source: the annotation of a GenBank genome assembly